Messenger RNA from Dentiscutata erythropus, 282 nucleotides. The record is from the annotation of a GenBank genome assembly. Lineage: Eukaryota; Fungi; Glomeromycota; Glomeromycetes; Diversisporales; Gigasporaceae.
ACACCAUUAUCGCUGUAUCCAAAUAUGGAUACCAAUUCGUUAACAAAUACAAUGGCGAGACUUGAUUCAUUUUUAUCAUUAGCUGAUACAGAUAUGUUUAAAUUACAAGGUCAUCCACAACCAUUGGUGAAAAAAGUUAAUCGAAGAGUAAUGAAGAUGUUUGUUGAAGCUUAUAGAAGAAUUAGUGAUGCUAUAAAAGAUCCGAAGAAUAGAUACGGAUUUCCUGCAACUAUUCUGGCUAGAACUGUCGAUGAAGUUGAAAAUCUUUUAAUGAUUGAUUGA